This is a messenger RNA of Rhinichthys klamathensis goyatoka, 952 nucleotides long. RefSeq lists its product as uncharacterized. NCBI's taxonomy places the organism in Eukaryota, Metazoa, Chordata, Actinopteri, Cypriniformes, Leuciscidae. The transcript is spliced from 6 exons. The record is from RefSeq and is a predicted model, not a curated record. The coding region runs from base 71 to 682 and encodes 203 amino acids.
AGUCUCAGAGGGUGUGAUAUAUGAUUCUUGUUACUGUGCCUAUGUGUCAUUACUUAAGUGUUUGAGAGUAAUGGAGCUGCAGCAGCGUUUUUCUGUGUGUAUAAAUGAAUAUGAAGAGAGAGACACAGAAAACAGGGAGACACAGAAAAAUGAUGCUGUUAAAACAGAAGACAUUUAUCAAUCUCUUCAGUACCCACCUGCAGACCAGGGAACUAUUAAUACAACACUGUUCUCAGAGUUUUCUGAAAGGAAGUUUGUGUUUUUACUGUUUGCUGUGAACAUACUUAUCUCAACCAUCAUCCUUACUAUUGUGGGCCUAAAUUACUCUCACAACAAAGAAACACUACCAAUAAAAGGACAAAAAGAAGUGUGGCUUCUCUAUGACAAUGUGUUUUAUUUGUUCUGGAGUGACAACGGUGACUGCUACGCUGCUGAGAGCUUCUGCUCUAAGAGGAAUGCCAGCCUUGCCAUGUUAUCUGUGUAUAACAAGGUCUGGUUGAUGUCUAGAACCAAUGGAAAACAAUUUCUGGUGUCAAAAGCCUCAUUAGACGGAUCUGGAGACAGUGCUUCUUCAUUUGGGGAUAAUGCUGAUGAUGAGUGUGGCAUCAUGACCUCUGAUGUUGAUACGGAUCAUGGAGAAGGAUUUGUGUGUGAGAGAGUAGGGAACUCACUUCUUCACUAAAGAUGGCCUGAGAGCUGAAACGUUUGUGCUUUUCCGCUUGUCUAAAAUAAAACAACAGAAAAACACUGAAUUCUGAGUGCGAAUAGUUUCAUUUUAGUGAGGGAACCCAUAUUCAGAGCUAAUUUGCAGACUUCGAAUUUUCAUGAAUUUGAUUUGAGAUUCGCAUCAUCAUAUUCAUCCGUACUUCUACCCCUACCCCUUUUCUGGUGAUCCUUGUCUUCUCGAGCAGCACUUGUCCUCGUAACUCCAUGAAUUUUGAAUUUAAGCUGA